UAGGCCUGGGGCGGGCGGAGGCUGCGGCCUGCGGGCGGCCGGGAGGGCAGCGCCGUGCCGCGGGGUGACCCGUGGCUCCGGGACACGGCUCCGCGCGGCGGCUGCCCUUGUCGUGGCGGUGCCCGGGGGAAGGGCUCGGGCUCGUCACGGGGACGCCGUGAGGGAGAGGCACGCCAUGGCAGAAGCCGCGGUGUCCCCGCUGAAGCACUUCGUGCUGGCGAAGAAGACCAUCACUGCCAUCUUCGACCAGCUGCUGGACUACGUCACCGAGGGAGCGACUUUCGUGGAAGCAACAUACAGGAACCCAGAGCUUGAACAUAUAGCAACAGAAGAUGAACUAGCAAAAAUACAGGCGUAUAAAAAGAAGCUGGCAGUCAUCGGUGAGGUGCUUUCACGGAGGCACAUGAAAGUGGCAUUUUUUGGCAGAACAAGCAGUGGGAAGAGUUCGGUCAUUAAUGCUAUGCUGUGGGAUAAGGUGCUGCCCAGUGGGAUCGGCCAUACAACUAACUGCUUCCUCAGCGUGGAGGGGACUGAUGGAGAUAAGGCUUAUCUUAUGACAGAAGGAUCCGACGAAAAAAAGAGUGUCAAGACAGUCAAUCAGCUUGCUCAUGCACUUCACAUGGAUAAAGAUUUGAAAGCUGGCUGUCUUGUCCAUGUCUUUUGGCCCAAGUCGAAGUGUGCCCUGCUGAGAGACGAUUUGGUUUUAGUGGACAGCCCUGGCACAGACGUCACUACAGAGCUCGACAGUUGGAUUGACAAAUUCUGCUUGGAUGCUGAUGUGUUUGUCUUGGUUGCCAAUUCUGAAUCGACUCUCAUGAACACGGAAAAGCAUUUUUUCCAUAAAGUGAACGAACGGCUUUCUAAACCAAACAUCUUCAUCCUGAAUAAUAGAUGGGAUGCCUCUGCAUCAGAACCAGAAUAUAUGGAAGAUGUGCGCAGGCAGCACAUGGAGCGCUGCCUGACUUUUCUAGUUGAUGAGCUCAAAGUUAUUGAUCCUGUAGAAGCAAGGAAUCGCAUCUUUUUUGUUUCAGCAAAAGAAGUUCUCAGUGCCAGGAGACAGAAGGCCCAAGGGAUGCCAGAGGGUGGUGGAGCGCUUGCUGAAGGAUUUCAAACCAGAUUCCAGGAAUUUCAAAAUUUUGAGCAGAUAUUUGAGGAGUGUAUCUCGCAGUCAGCCGUGAAAACCAAGUUUGAACAGCACACUAUCAGAGCUAAACAGAUAAUAGAUACUGUGAAAAACAUUAUGGACGCCAUAAACGUAGCAGCAGCAGAGAAAAGAGUCCACUCAAUGGAAGAGCGAGAAGAUCAGAAGGAUCGGUUGGACUUUGUUCGAAAUCAGCUGAACAUUUUGACAGAAGAUACUAAGGAAAAAAUCAAGCGUGUAACUGAGGAAGUAGAAAAUAAAGUCUCCUCUGCCAUGACCGAUGAGAUCUGCAGACUUUCAGUUUUAGUUGAUGAAUUUUAUUCAGAUUUUCACCCUUCUCCUCAAGUGUUGAAGCUCUAUAAGACAGAACUCAACAAGCAUAUAGAAGAUGGUUUGGGAAAGAACCUGGCUGAUCGUUGCUCCAGUGAAGUCAACCAGUCAAUGCAUCAGUCACAGCAGGAGAUGAUUGAAAAUCUGAAACCGUUGUUGCCUUCUGGUGCUCAGAAUCAGCUCCACUUGCUAAUUCCAUGCAGGAGGUUUGACCUUAGCUAUGACCUAAAUUGUCAUAGUCUUUGUGCGGAUUUCCAAGAGGAUAUCAUGUUCCACUUCUCCUUGGGAUGGACUUCACUUGUAAACCGUUUCUUGGGUCCUAAACAUGCUCAGAGAGUACUACUGGGACUGGCAGAUCCAAACUUACCAAUCCCUCGUCCUUUAGCUACCACACCGUCUGCUGCCAGCCUUCCUGCCCUAACUCCAGAGAACACACCACAGGAUGAUUUUAUGGUUCCCUUGGUAAUGAGUUUAGCUUCGCUGACAUCACGGACCUCUAUGAGCAUCAUCGUUGUUGGCGGAGUGAUCUGGAGAACAGUAGGCUGGAAGCUCAUCUCUCUUUCCCUGAGUAUGUAUGGGUUGUUGUAUCUCUAUGAGAGGCUAACCUGGACCACUAAAGCGAAAGAGAGAGCCUUCAAGCAGCAGUUUGUGAACUACGCUACCGAAAAGCUGCAGAUGAUCGUCAGUCUUACGAGUGCCAACUGCAGCCAUCAGGUGCAACAGGAAAUGGCAACUACUUUUGCCCGGCUCUGUCAGCAGGUGGAUAUUACCCAGAAAAACCUGGAAAAAGAAAUCGAUCGGCUUUCCAAAGAAAUAGAUCAGCUGGAGAACAUCCAGAGCAGCUCCAAGCAACUACGAAACAAAGCCAUUCACCUUGAGAAUGAACUAGAUCGCUUUACAAAACACUUUCUUCAAAAGAGUAAAUAAAAUAUCAUUGGUAACUUUCCCGGUGAUCCUUUGUAGGACAAAGUAGAAAUUUUACAGAUGACACUUCUCUGUGGAGUUGCAUGAAAUGAUUAUAUUUUUAAUGUUACUUUGAUUACACUUAAUAAUUAUAAAACUGGUUUUGAACUCUGAUGGUGAACCAAACUUAAGAGCUGUGGGACUUAGAGUGUUAUGUUUGUUUUUGCUGAUUUUGGGUUAAGAAUUAUCCUUAAACACUAAAUUUCUUUGGGCACUUGACGAUAAAAACUCAUAUCCCUUUUGGUUUUCAUUAAUAUUUAGCAGUGGCACUCACUUCCUGGCAUCCAGGAGGAGUUUAUGCAGGGAGAAAAGACUUAACACUGUUAUCACCGUCUCCUGUUACCAGUUGACGAGGAAUAGCCAGGGAGGAAGGAUGCUGCUCUUUCACUUACGGUUGUUUUGUUUUUGUGUUCUAUUGAAGGGAAGUACAAAGUCUAGCAUGGGGAAAGGACUCUUGACUGUUCUAAAAGUGAGUGAAAUUUUGUCGUGAAGCAGUUCCUCUUUGAAUGGAAAUGAAAGAUGCUAAACUGUACAGCAGUCACUAAUGAGAUGCAGUGGCCUCCAGUUGCCCUGCUGGCUACUGCGUGUAGGUAAGGUGGCAUUGAUGAAGUUGGUGAAGGGGUGGAAGGGUCACUUGCCUCUGAGAGCACUACUGGAACCCGUGUGCAGGUGAGCUGCAGGUCAGUGGUGGCAGCACCAUGCAGAGGUAGCGCAGCCAGGGGCGUGUUGGGCACAGCGCAGAUGGAGGCUGCACUUGACAGUUUUUGCUCAUGUGGGGUCCUGAACAGCUCCUUGGCGCUGCCAUAGGGCAGAGGUCUUCGAGGUGAGACCUAUGACAGGUACGUUUGAGUGGUUUUACCAUUGCUCACCCCCAGCAGUGCAAAGCCUCUUAAAAUUGCUGCUGCCAUUGGCAAUCACUUAACACCUUCAUUUUUUCUAACCAGACUUUUUAAAAAUAACUUAUUUUGAAAGAGAAAGCCUUUUCAGAAUAUUUAUAUAUUUUUAUGGAAGUAUUAAUGUGACUAAAUGAAAUACUUGCAAAUGAAUAAUAGCAAUUCAAAACUAAGAGGUAGAGAUUUGUUAUUUUCCAGUAAAAAGGGCUAUCCUAAAAGGAAAUACAUUUUAAAAGCUAAUGCUAGAGAGGUAGGUUAUUAGUAAUUUGAAGACUAAGAGCACUGUUUCCACCAUGAUGUAUUGUGGUGUGUGUUUUUGACUGUGCUAGCAGAAGCAUGGCUGUUCUGAAACUGUCUUUAGCAGUAUGCAUGAAGUGUCUCAGGUUCUCUGAGGGAAAUAAUUGUGAAAUAUGAAAAUGAUUAACAGCCCAGCCCUCUUGUAUAUGAGGUUACACAUAUGUAUUAAUUCUCUUUUCUGGAGCAUUUUUUUAACGGACAUUGUAUGAAGAUAAAACUUUAAAUGCAUGUGUUCUAUAAUUAUUUAUUAAAAAAAUAUUGUCUCCCCUU
Anas platyrhynchos (mallard) is the source of this 3894-nucleotide messenger RNA. It is a transcript of the gene MFN1, whose product is annotated as mitofusin 1. The record is from RefSeq and is a predicted model, not a curated record. Gene Ontology annotation, biological process: mitochondrion localization; mitochondrial fusion. Gene Ontology annotation, molecular function: GTP binding; GTPase activity. Gene Ontology annotation, cellular component: mitochondrial outer membrane. NCBI's taxonomy places the organism in Eukaryota, Metazoa, Chordata, Aves, Anseriformes, Anatidae.